Messenger RNA from Gossypium raimondii (Peruvian cotton), 1159 nucleotides. RefSeq names its product bidirectional sugar transporter SWEET1. The coding region runs from base 163 to 915 and encodes 250 amino acids. Gene Ontology annotation, molecular function: sugar transmembrane transporter activity. Gene Ontology annotation, biological process: carbohydrate transport. The transcript is spliced from 6 exons. The record is from RefSeq and is a predicted model, not a curated record. Lineage: Eukaryota; Viridiplantae; Streptophyta; Magnoliopsida; Malvales; Malvaceae. Gene Ontology annotation, cellular component: membrane.
CCUUCCUAUUAUUUUCUUUUUCUAUAUAAACACCCUUGCUUCUUGUUUGCUCCGCUCUUCUCCUUGUCGUUUGUAAAAUACACCUCUACUACUUCAUUUGUUCCCCCGACCCCCCAACCCACCCCAGACUUCAUUUUGAUUAGGAUCAAGUUUGAUAACACAAUGGAAGUUUUGCAUUUCAUUUUUGGUGUCUUUGGGAAUGCCACUGCUUUGUUCCUCUUCUUGGCUCCAACGAUAACAUUUACGAGGAUCAUUAGGAGUAAGUCUACAGAGCAAUUCUCGGGAAUACCCUAUGUCAUGACCUUGCUCAACUGUCUCCUCUCUGCUUGGUAUGGGCUUCCCUUUGUAUCAAAAAACAACCUUCUGGUUUCAACAAUCAAUGGCACUGGUGCAGGCAUCGAGACCAUUUAUGUGCUCAUCUUCAUCUUCUACGCACCACAAACGGAGAAAGCUAGAAUCCUUGGGCUCUUCGCUUGUGUACUCACCGUUUUCUCUGCUGUUGCCCUCAUCUCCCUCUUUGCCCUCCAUGGUAAUGGCAGAAAACUCUUUUGUGGCCUUGCUGCUACCAUUUUCUCCAUUAUCAUGUAUGCUUCACCUCUUUCAAUCAUGAGGCUGGUGAUCAAAACGAAGAGUGUGGAGUUCAUGCCAUUUUUCUUGUCACUGUUUGUGUUCCUGUGUGGUACUUCAUGGUUUGUCUAUGGCCUUCUUGGUCGUGAUGCUUUUGUUGCUAUCCCCAAUGGAUUUGGGUGUGGGCUGGGGUUCAUGCAGCUCAUCCUUUACAGCAUCUAUCGCAACAACAAGCGCUCUGGAGAAGCAAAGAAGCUGACCGCCAAUGGAACCGUUGAGAUGGGAGCUGAGAAACCCCACCAAGAGAAGCCAACAAAUGCCAAACUUCCUCAUCUUGAACAUGUUUAAUCGGUCACUUUCUGGUGCUCUCACCUACAAUGUUAAAAUGUCCUUUAAUUUUUCAUUUACCCCAUUGUAAUGAAAAAAGCUUUAGCUUAGAUGAAUGAGUUGCAUAAGAACACACAAGAAAAUUGGUAAAAGAGGAGUCUCUUACGAUGUAUUUCGUCGGCUGGUUGUGACCCACGUCAAAAUUUUGACAAUUUCCUUGUUUGAAUCUGCCAACAAAUAUAUAUGAACUAGUUUUUUUAUCGCA